This is a messenger RNA of Silurus meridionalis, 1175 nucleotides long. It is a transcript of the gene pxmp2, whose product is annotated as peroxisomal membrane protein 2. Gene Ontology annotation, cellular component: cytoplasm; membrane. The transcript is spliced from 5 exons. The coding region runs from base 122 to 706 and encodes 194 amino acids. The record is from RefSeq and is a predicted model, not a curated record. Lineage: Eukaryota; Metazoa; Chordata; Actinopteri; Siluriformes; Siluridae.
CAUGUAGCCUUCAUUAGCUGUGUAUUAGUGCAGUUUGAACCACAUUACAGCAGAGUUUAAAAGUAAAACAAUUAAACAGUAGUUUUUAUAUAUUAUUAUUAGAAUAAUAAUAAUUAUUAUAAUGCCCACGCAGAGUGUGUUGGUCCGAGAUCCGACUUUCUUCACCAGACUACUGCAGCAGUAUUUACAUUUGUUGAAGAAAUAUCCUGUUAUUACCAAAUCUGUUACAAGUGCUGUUCUAUCCGCACUUGGAAACCUGCUUUCUCAAGCUCUAGAAGCCAAGAAAAAGCUGAAAGAAGGUCAGUCCGGGAAAGAGGUGGACGUUAAUGGACCCGUCCGCUUUGCUGUAUACGGGCUUGUCUUCACAGGUCCAUUGAGCCAUUACUUCUACCAGCUGUUAGAGCUGAUGUUCCCAGCCUCGGCGCCCUUCUCCACGUUGAAACGCCUCCUCCUGGAGCGACUCAUCUUCGCACCUGCUUUCCUUCUGCUCUUCUUUGUGGUGAUGAACUCUUUGGAGGGGAAGACCAAUGCAGACCUCCAGGCUAAGCUGAAAGCGAGAUACUGGCCUGCUCUCAAGAUGAACUGGAAAGUAUGGACGCCAUUUCAGUUCAUCAACAUCAACUAUGUGCCUGUGCAGUUCCGGGUGCUGUUUGCCAACCUGAUCGCCUUGUUCUGGAACGCCUACCUCACAUCUGUCCGCAAAUGAUGUCUCAGGGUUUAAUGUUACAGCAGAGCUUUAUAGGUCAGUACUAAUAAAACCAGUGUGCCUUUUUAAAACACACUGUAGUAGAUCAGAUUUGUUUUAAUUUUUAACGUUCCAAAGCUACAUGUCCCAGGGGACACUCGACUGUUACGUUACAUAUCAUGAUGAGAUCUUGAUCAAUAAUGAGACACUGUAACACACAUUCACAAUCACUACGCCAACAUUACUGCAUAUACUGUAGUGAAGCGGAAGAAACCAUGUUAAUUUGUUUUAAUACCGAUUUCUGAUGCACAUAUUUGUCUAGUGGAAAAUUUUGGAUUUCGACAUUGACGAUGAUUUGUGACGCACCGAUGGAACUGUGCCAUUUUUUUUUCAGUCAGCACUGAUUAUAGCAUUGUACAAUGUAAUACUGCACUUUGUAACAAUGUACAGAUGUGUAAUAAUAAAAAAAGGAACAAUUUCUCAUUCAAAA